This is a messenger RNA of Necator americanus (New World hookworm), 1920 nucleotides long. RefSeq lists its product as uncharacterized. The record is from RefSeq and is a predicted model, not a curated record. Gene Ontology annotation, molecular function: DNA-binding transcription factor activity; RNA polymerase II cis-regulatory region sequence-specific DNA binding. The coding region runs from base 1 to 1920 and encodes 639 amino acids. Lineage: Eukaryota; Metazoa; Nematoda; Chromadorea; Rhabditida; Ancylostomatidae. Gene Ontology annotation, cellular component: nucleus. Gene Ontology annotation, biological process: regulation of transcription by RNA polymerase II. The transcript is spliced from 18 exons.
AUGAGCAACAUCUCUCGAUCGAAAUCGCAGGUCUCAGACGGUGGAAGACGUCGACGGAAAACCCCAAGUGACGCAGACAAUGAAACGCUCAAAGAAAGCGGAAGUACACCUAUGGCCUCGUCGGAUAGUGGUGUCGAAUCUGCAGCGGAAGUAGAUUUGACAGAAAUGAAGACCACCGACUCACCAAUGUCCCGUGGUGCAUCGUCACCACAUGAUCGCUGCGAUCUUCUGUUAUGUGGCGAUUGCCAUGCACAGUUUCCGAUCGCACAUUUCAGUACAUUCAUUGAGCACAAGGUUUCUAAUUGUGGUGGGAAAUCGACACCAUCUGAGGUCGAUGAACGACCAAGCCGGCGGCGAAACUUUAGUCACGGAAUGCCACGUUGUGCACGUUCAUCAUCAGCAAAUCCACUCAUGCUCGAUUACCACAUGGGUAAUAUGGACGUCACCACAGAUACCGAUGACCUAGAUGCUCUCACUCGAAGCGUGACAUGCCAUUCGUGCAAACAACGACACAAUGACAUAUGGGACUUGCUGAAGCAUUGCUACGCAGCUCAUGGGCUGCGGAUUUGUCAGGAAGAUCUACCUGAUGAAGGUGACGUUUCGUGCACGUCGAAUAGCUCACCGGUCACAUCCGCUGAGUCUACCAUCAUGCUCUCUUCUGUGUACAGAGAUGAGAAAAAUGUGCUAGGUAAGGGUCUACAACCGUCAACUAAAAGUGCAUUCUCCUUAAACGCAUUCUGUUCGGAACGGUUGAAGGAGAUCGCUGAGAAGGCUGGCGAACAAGAGAACAACAAUAGCGGAUCGCAUGACAAAAAUCCGAAGAGGGUACUUCCCGCGGAUGAAACCGACGACGAGCAUGUGGCUAGCGCCUUCACCGCCACCACAGGCCUUGCGCCUCCUCGUAGCAGCCUUGUCUCACAAAUGGCGAUAGCUAUGCAACAUCAACAUCAACCGCCAACUUCUUCGCUUCAGAGCAUGUGGAUGCAACCAUCCGUGCUGUCAGCGAUGCAGGACUACUACACACAAAUGUCACAGUACCCGAAUUUGUCACAGCUAAACAACACUGCCACAGCAGCUCUCCUUGGCCUCGGAGCAACCGUUCCAACACAGUCUCCCGGGCUGUUCUCCAGCUUACAAAAAAGCGACGAACCAUCUGCGUUCACUCCGAACCCUGUUCGACCAGCCUCCGCCAUCCGAAGACGACUUUCACCAGAGGACACAGCGCCACCGAAGAAGAAUCCGCGCACCGAAGACGAGAGCGAACAACUGAUCGUCGUGGACGACGGUGACCUCGCCGAACCGGCUGCUCGACGACAGGUGAACGUGAAAAAAGAGCGAUGCACUUUCUGUAGCAAGGUGUUCACAAAUCGCUCGAAUCUGAUCGUCCAUCUACGUAGUCAUACCGGCGAAAAACCGUACCAGUGUAAACUUUGCCCGUACGCUUGUGCCCAGAGCUCGAAACUCACCAGGCAUAUGCGAACUCAUGGCCAACAAGGAAAGGAGACUUAUCGUUGCUACAUCUGUCAAAUGCCAUUCUCAGUGCAUUCCACAUUGGAAAAGCACAUGAGGAAAUGUGUGGUGAAUAACAGUCAAGCAGCUCCAAGAGACGGUUCACCGGCAACAGAUCGGCCUCGCCCAACUCCAUCAGCCCUAGCCGAUGCGACCUCUUUGCUGGCACUCUCGAAUGCACCUCGUCCUCCACCGUCGUCGGUGUCGCAAAGCAAUCAGAUUGUCCUCAACUGGCUGCAGGCGUUGAAUGUCUCUCACGCCCCAGUCACUCACCCGCUGCCUUCGGGUGGUUCAAUCGGAGUGAAAGAGGACUUUCCCGAAGUGGAUGAGGACAUGGAAGAUUCGGAAGCUUGUGAACUUAACGAGCGACUUAAGAAGGAGGCAGCCGAAUCGUCCGUUGUCGCCGUAUGA